Molecule: messenger RNA, 531 nt
Organism: Cylicocyclus nassatus
Lineage: Eukaryota; Metazoa; Nematoda; Chromadorea; Rhabditida; Strongylidae
Source: the annotation of a GenBank genome assembly
AUGAUGUUAUAUGCGCUAUUUUUCCUAUUCGCAUCAGCAGCAGCUCUCCCUUUAGAGAAUGCAAACGACGCAAACCAACCAGUGCUAAGCGAUGGGAGUAAUAGUGAGCACAAGAAAGAAAAAUGGGAGUUUGGAUGGUUCGGCCAUGGUUCCGGUGAAGGCCCACACCACAGAGGAGAAUGGGACCCACGAUAUGGUGGAUGGCAUGAACAUGGGCUACACCAUGGCCAUAGACUUCCAGGAUAUGGAUAUGGUCCACGAAAUCACUGGGACUCUGAUGAAAGACCAUUUGGCGAUCAUCGCCGUGGACAUCCUCCACCACCUCCUCCAGGACAUCCUCCACCACCUCCACCUGAUGGAGAACAUCCUCCUCCACCUCCACCUGAUGGAGAACAUCCUUCUCCUCCUCCUCCUCCUGAUGGAGAACAUCCUGCCCCUCCUCCUGGCGAUCAUUCUUCCCCUCCUCCUGAGGAACACCCUGCUCCUCCAGAAGGAGAAAACGCGCCAGCUCCAGAAAAGAGUGAGGAAUAA